GAUCAUAAUUUAGGAGGUUUCUCCUUCAAGUCAAUUUCUCUCAACUUUCCCCUUCUUCCUAUCUUCUUCCCUUCUCUUACCUCCUCCACCUAAUAAUCAUUUUCUUCUUAUUCUCCUCCUCCAACAAACCACAAUCUUCCAUUUCACAGACAAAUUCCGAUCGGCCGCCGCAUCUCGCCGGUUUCAAAUGGAGAUGGAAGUGGUUGUUAGAGUCCCUCCUGCCGGCGGCGACAUGUUCAACUUCGGCAGCCCUUGCUCCUCCCACUAUCUGUCAGCUCCUUCAACUCCUUUCUCCUCCGUUAGUGCUCCCACCAGCCCCUCCUCUCACGCCUUCAACUUCUUCCGCCUCGACGAUAUCGACGUUCCCAUCGGCUCUCCCUCCGCCGUCCCCUUCCGCUGGGAGGAGAAGCCCGGCAUCCCCAAGUCCCCCGAUUGCUCCGCCGAUCAAGAUUUUGAAUUUCAUUGUACCCGCCACUCCUCCUUCUCUAAAUCUUCCCUCUCCGCCGAUGAGCUCUUCCACGGCGGCAAGAUCAAGCCGCUCAAACCACCGCCCGGUCUCCAGUCGAACAUAUCGUCGCCGAGAUCGCCGCACAAUCCGAGGCUAUCCCCUCGAAAAACAAAAAGCAAUAAUAUCGACAUGAACAUCAAUGACGACCCAUUUGAAGCAGCGCUAAUGAAAGAAACUCUUAGCCAUAGAAGCAACUACGAGCUCGUCGAUUCACAAAACAAUAAAAACAGAGGAAGAACAGACAAAAUUUCAUACGACAUUUCCCCUAAUUUUGCUCGAAAACAAACUCGAUCUCUUUCCCCUUUCAGAAUCUCCUCUGAAGCUCCAUUCCAUGGAGAUGACGACAACUCCCUCGCCGGCGUCGACGCCGGAAAAUCAAAGUCAUCGUCUUUUUUAUCGGCAAUUUCGUUUUCAAAGACCAACAGAAAAUGGAGGCUCAGAGACUUAUUGUUUCGCAGUGCAUCGGAAGGCCAUGUGACGGAGAAAGCCGAUAAGCUGAGGUCUACCUAUGUUGUAAUGUCGGAAAAAUUGGAUGACGACGUGAAGAUUUCAAGUUUCCGGUCAACCGACAGCGGCGGUCCGAGGAUGCAUUUCACGGCGGCGAACCGGGCGGUUUCUGAGGAGUUGAUGAAGAAGAAGAGUUUUUUGCCUAACAAACGGGGUUUUUUGGGCCGUUGCUUGCGGUUUAACCGGUCGGGUAUGCAGGAGAUUUCUAGAGGAAUUGGGUCGUUGACACGUGGAUGAACCGGCAAAAAAUUUUAUUUUAUUUUAUUUUAUUUGUUCGGAUUGAUCAAUGUAAGAAGUGACGUUUUGUCGGUGUUUGAUAAAUAAAUAAAUCAAGAUUAUAGAGAAAUUGGUUGAAGUUGUAAGAAAUUGAAGAUAUGAAUAAUAAGAAAGAGUUUCUGGUCUUGAUUUUUAGAGGAAAA
Benincasa hispida (wax gourd) is the source of this 1434-nucleotide messenger RNA. RefSeq lists its product as uncharacterized. The record is from RefSeq and is a predicted model, not a curated record. Lineage: Eukaryota; Viridiplantae; Streptophyta; Magnoliopsida; Cucurbitales; Cucurbitaceae.